GAUGUAAACAAACAACUCUCUCCACACAGCUGUCUCCUUUAGUUGCUGCAAAAAUUAAAGGUUGUUGCAAGAAAAGGAGAAAGGGAAGGACCCUCUGCAGCUUUACUGUCUCUCUAAGCAUUCUUCUGUAAUGGCUGGUCACCUCCAUUCGCCUAGGAACAGACCAAGAACAAGGAUCGAAGAUGACUCUGGCAUUGAAGUAGACUAUAGUCUUGGUGAGAUGCUUGGAAAGGGUGCCUUUGGUGUAGUCUGGGAAGCAACUUCUGUAAACUCUAAAGAGAAAUUCGCAAUUAAAAUGGUCCACAAAGACAAACCUGGGAGUGUCUCCAUACAGCUUCUCGAGAGGGAAAUACAAGUACUCAAUCACGUUGAUCAUCCUCAUAUUAUUAAGUUGGUAGAAGUUUUCGAAACUCCAAAAAAAGUGUUCAUGGUGUUAGAGCUAUGUAGAGGAGGAGAAUUAUCCGAUAUAUUAAAAGAAAAGAAAUCAUUUAAAGAAAAUGAGGUGAAAGUCAUUAUGAAGCAGCUAGCAGAAGCUGUUGUGUACAUGCAUGAUAAAGAUAUGGUACACAGGGACCUUAAACUAGAAAAUAUAUUAUUAUCAACCUCUUGCAUUAAUGAUGCACCAUUUAAUAUAAAAGUAACUGAUUUUGGUCUGUCACAUAUGAAAGGGUUACCUGGAUGUGAUGACCUGAUGUCCAGUAGGUGUGGCACCCUAUACUACAUGGCUCCAGAAGUAUUGAACAAUAAACACGAAUACAGCAAACUGUGUGACGUUUGGAGCAUGGGUGUGAUAAUGUAUGCACUUUUAUGUGGCCGUAUGCCCUUCAAUGCAGAGACUGCCCCGCUGUUAGAGGAGCAGAUAAUGUGUGGAGCUUUAAAAUUUAAAGAGCCAGAAUGGAUCAGCAUUAGUGAUGGAGCAAAGGAGUUAGUCCGUGGCAUGUUAAACGUUAGUACUAUCAAUAGAAUGACAGCUAGACAAGUACUGGAGGAUUCGUGGAUAACAGGUGGAGCUGUUCGUAAAAGGAUCGAUCCUCUUAUGAUGCUAGCUGAUGACUCUCCUCCCCCUCAUCCUCACUCUAGCUCUCAUAAGACUUCUGAUACUUCUCCACCAACCAUAUCAAUAUCAGAUAAAGACACGCCCCCAUCAACCACAGGAGGAGGAGGAGGAGGAGGAGAUGCCAAAGGACGUCUGAAUAAAAGUCCAACUCCCGUACAAAUGAAAAGUGCUAGUCUACCUCGUUCAACAUCAGCCAAUCGAAUGCCAUUGAUGACAUCAAAGAAAACGGGUGGGGCUAUGGGUGGGGCUUCAAGUGGCCCAACCCACAAGAAGACAGUAUCGUCGUCAAUCAGUACAGGACGAUUGCAAUCUACAAGAGGAAGAGGAGGAGGAGGAGGCGGAGGUGGGGCUGGGGGCGGGGCUAACAGUAGGAAACUAAGUGCAAGAAAUUAGUUAUUACACUUUGACAAUAAUUACUGCACCCUUUAAAUGGAAUUCAUCACUUACUAUCUGUAAUAAUUAUUAUAACAUGUAUAAUAUAAAUUAAUAAUAAAUUAUUCAGUAAAAA
Amphimedon queenslandica is the source of this 1565-nucleotide messenger RNA. RefSeq names its product serine/threonine-protein kinase 33-like. NCBI's taxonomy places the organism in Eukaryota, Metazoa, Porifera, Demospongiae, Haplosclerida, Niphatidae. The record is from RefSeq and is a predicted model, not a curated record. Gene Ontology annotation, molecular function: protein kinase activity; ATP binding. Bases 131 to 1450 code for a protein of 439 amino acids. Gene Ontology annotation, biological process: protein phosphorylation. The transcript is spliced from 11 exons.